Molecule: messenger RNA, 758 nt
Organism: Poecilia reticulata (guppy)
Lineage: Eukaryota; Metazoa; Chordata; Actinopteri; Cyprinodontiformes; Poeciliidae
Product: V-set and Ig domain-containing protein
Biological process (GO): regulation of bone resorption; regulation of osteoclast development; regulation of actin cytoskeleton organization
Cellular component (GO): plasma membrane
Source: RefSeq, a predicted model, not a curated record
GCAGGAAAAGCAGAAGUUUCCAGAAAGGGACGGAAACACGCGGACCGUCUGGGAGGUUCUGAGUCACCGGACCGGACCGGACCGGACCGGACCGGUUCUGGGUCCGCCGCUGCUCAGUUCUCCUCAUGGACGCUCCGUGGGUCGGACGCUUUCUGGUUCUGCUGCUGGCGGCCGCCGCAGGUUUCUCAGCUGGCGGCUCCGGGGACGACAGCUGGUCCAUGCAGGUCCAGGCGGAGGUCCGGGGGAUGGACGGCUACCCGGUGGUGCUGCCCUGCACCUUCAGCCACCCGCAGCACUCCCAGCAUUCCUUGCUGCAGGUGAUGUGGCGGCUGGGCCACGGGUCGGCCGCCGCCAUCCUGUACCGCUGCACCAGCCGACCCGGCGCCGCCGCCUGCGAACCCGACCCGCAGCAGGACCAGCGGUACCGCCUGGAGGGCAACCCGAGGGAGCACGACCUGUCGCUGCGCAUCAACGGCGCCACCCUGCAGGACAACGGCCGUUACUACUGCAGAGUGGAGGUUCAGGGGCGAGAACACGUCAGCUUCGAGGAUAAGAUGGGGACCAGGCUGCGAGUGGAAGCUCCUCCAAAGAUCCUGGCCGUGUCGGUGGAGGGCGGCGGUCCGGCCGGGUUCACCGCCGUGUGCCGGGUCCAGGGUUCACCGCUGCCGGACAUCCAGUGGCUCGGCCCGGACGCCCCGCUGGAGGGCUCCUCGCCGGCGCCGCCGCAGGCUCUGGGCUCGCCUGGCCGGUAUCGGACC